AUGACCACCACCUACACAAAUCCCAUCCUCCCCGGCUUCAACCCAGAUCCCUCCAUCUGCCGAGUUGGGAGCGACUACUUCCUCGUAACCUCGACAUUCGAAUACUUUCCCGGACUCCCCAUCUACCAUAGCAAAGAUCUGCUGAACUGGACUCUCAUUGGCCAUGUUCUCACACGAAGGUCACAGCUCGAUAUGAGAACGACGGAGCCAUCGGGUGGGAUUUGGGCGCCGACGAUUCGAUACCAUAAGGGGACAUUCUAUGUUUCGACGGGCUGCACGCAGAGGUUCAGGCCGAAGGAAUGGGACAUUGUUAUCCCUCGCGGCUUUUAUGUAACUACAACGGACAUCUGGACUGUGGGUUCAUGGUCUGAUCCGAUCCACUUUGACGUCCCAGGCAUCGACCAGGAUCUCUUCUUCGACGACGACGGCAAAGUCUACUUCUCAGCCGUAAACCAAAUUACCGACCCUUCCAUCACCAAACACGCUCUUGGUCUCGCCACAUUCACAGCAGAAAUCGACAUCAAGACAGGCCGUUGUUUGUCAGCCGCUAAAUGGAACUGCAUCUCAGAUUUCGGUAUUGGUAUCGCUGAGGGACCACACAUCUUCAAGCAUGGCGGGKAUUAUUACCUCAGCACUGCGGAGGGCGGCACAGAUGAAGGACAUCAGCAAUGGAUUCGAAGGAGUAAAGUUGGCCCUUACGGGCUGUGGGAAAAAGGACCCCAAGACACUAUCAAUCCGGUUAUUUACAACGGUGAUGAUGCUCAAGUACGGAAUACGGGUCAUUUAGAUUUUAUCGAGCGCGAGGAUGGAAGUUGGUUUGCGGUUUUUCUGGGCGUGAGACCGCAGGGGGAAGAUUCGAGUCUUCUUUCGUCUAUAGGGAGAGAGACGUUUUUGGCACCUGUUGAGUGGGUGGAUGGGUGGCCGAUAGUCAAUAGUCGGAAAAGAAUCGGUUUGCAGAUGCCGAUGGAUGGUUUACAGUCGGAGCAGAGGCUUGUGAGAUCGUGGCGCGAUGAUUUUCAAUCUACUCAACUCCAGCUUGGUUGGUAUCAUUUACGAACACCGUUGAAAAAAGAGUACUCCCUGGAAGAUAACCCCGCCUCGUUGAGCCUAUACGGAGGCGCUUAUCGAAUCUUUGACUCAGAAUGUCCGUCUAUGCUAUUGAGAAAACAGACGCAGUUCUCAGUGGAUUGGCGUGUUGGUCUCAGGUUCUCUCCAGAGAACAUCAAUGAAGAAGCUGGGACGGCGAUAUGGUGGUCUCAGUAUGCGUAUGCUUCGAUUGGGAUUCGGAGAGGAAAAAGUGGUUUUGAGAUCGCAUUUCGUGGUUAUGAUGAACAUUCGGAUGAUUUUCAGGAGAACACUUCCACAAUCUUUCAAUCUGUUGAAGAAAUUCAGCUCUUAAUCCGAGCUCGCCCGACAAAAUACGAGCUCCUCUUCUCACUUACUUCAUCCACCGAUGCCAGCACAGGAAAUGAAUAUACAAAAUUAGGCGAAAUCACCAGCUCCGCCUUGACAGUGCGACGAUCCGGCAAAGAGUCUCCCAAUACUGGAUCUCAUUUUGCCAUUUAUGCUCAAGGAGGGUUUGGGAAGCCGUGUCUCAAGCCUGCUGUUUUUACGUUUGCGGAGUGGAAGUGUGUUGAAUGA
Talaromyces amestolkiae is the source of this 1641-nucleotide messenger RNA. RefSeq lists its product as uncharacterized. The transcript has 4 exons. The coding region runs from base 1 to 1641 and encodes 546 amino acids. Lineage: Eukaryota; Fungi; Ascomycota; Eurotiomycetes; Eurotiales; Trichocomaceae. Gene Ontology annotation, biological process: carbohydrate metabolic process. Gene Ontology annotation, molecular function: hydrolase activity, hydrolyzing O-glycosyl compounds. The record is from RefSeq and is a predicted model, not a curated record.